Messenger RNA from Tachysurus vachellii, 1905 nucleotides. RefSeq names its product Protein YIPF5-like. The coding region runs from base 105 to 848 and encodes 247 amino acids. The transcript is spliced from 6 exons. Lineage: Eukaryota; Metazoa; Chordata; Actinopteri; Siluriformes; Bagridae. Gene Ontology annotation, cellular component: membrane; trans-Golgi network. Gene Ontology annotation, biological process: endoplasmic reticulum to Golgi vesicle-mediated transport; vesicle fusion with Golgi apparatus. The record is from RefSeq and is a predicted model, not a curated record.
UAACUAUUCAGAUACAUAGUACACACAGCUAACAGCUGCGCAUGUAGACCCUUGCAAGGAAACUCGACUCAGGAUUAAGCCUGUUCUACUGGACUUUUCAAAGGAUGGGGGAGUUUCGGCAGUUUGAUCAAGACUUUUACCAUUCUGAAUAUUACAUAGAUGAUCAGACCCAAGAAGCAUACGGCUAUGACACAGCAUAUGCCAGUCCACAUUACCAAGAUGUAAAUUGUGCUACUUCAGAUGCCUAUGCCCCAUUAACAGAUUCACUUUACAGUGAGCAGAUGUUUCAACCUGAAGCAUCUCCCGGGGUUGCUGAGCACACUGAUACCUUUGAGGAAGAACCUCCACUGUUAGAGGAAUUGGGCAUUAACUUUGAUCACAUCUGGCAGAAGACUCUGACUGUGCUGAACCCGAUGAAGCCAGCGGACGGCAGCAUCAUGAAUGAAACAGAUUUAACUGGUCCUGUUAUUUUCUGCAUCGCUUUGGGGGCCACUCUUUUGAUGGCAGGAAAGGUACACUUUGGCUAUGUGUAUGGGAUCAGUGCCCUGGGCUGUGCAGGAAUGUACAUUUUGCUGAAUUUAAUGAGUGUAUGCACAAUAUCCUAUGGGUGCGUGGCGAGUGUAUUAGGAUACUGCUUGCUGCCAAUGGUGGCUCUCUCUGCCUUUGCUGUUUUUUAUUCUCUACAAGGGGUUCUUGGCACACUGCUGGCCUUGUUUGUGAUUGGCUGGUGCAGUCUUUCAGCAUCUAAGAUCUUCACUUCUACAUUGGAUAUGGGUGGACAACAGCUGCUAGUUGCGUACCCAUGCACACUGCUCUAUGGAGUCUUCGCUCUCCUCACCAUCUUUUGAUUAUACAAAUAAGAAGCUGUGACCUCACUGAAACCCAGUUUAAGGUGAAGAGUUCAAUUACUUUUACAAUUUUGGGAAAAAACAGGUGUUCAUCAUACUCCACUCCUGAAUAAAUAAUAUUGGGAAAUUCAUAUAAAAUAAAAAAUGGAUAUGACAUCUUAAUUAUUUCAACAUCCUAAAGCUUUGGCUGUAGUAAUAUUACUGCAAAGCAGCAAAUUGUAUAAAAUAAACUUGAUCGCCAUAAGCAUGGGACUGAAAUAUAUUAGAGGUAAAUGAUCUUUUGUAACAAGUCUUUAUAUUGACCUUUAUAAAUUAUUACUUGUAUUAUUACUGGAUUUUCAAGUAUCUUCCUAAAAAAACUUUCCAUCCCUUCCAUCUGGAAUAAAAUCAUAAAUUCUAGACUUUACCAUUAACACAAUUUAUCUAUUAUUUAAUUUGCCAUUAACACAAUUUUAUAUUUAGAGUACCUUUACCUGCACACAUGAUCUUUAACAGUACCUACUUUCUUCAGUGUCAGUUGGACAUCUGUUGGACCCAUUCAAGUAGAUCUUAAACAUAAACUCCUGUUAUGUAAUCUUGAUACAGGGCUUCUCUCUCUCUCUCUCUCUCUCUCUCUCUCUCUCUCUCUCUCUGUCUGUGUCUAUAAUAAAUAAUUGAGGGGCAUAUGAGAGGAAUGACCUUCUGAUCUUGUGCAUAAUUUAACAUGUACAUAAGGAGGAGGUGCAGAAGGUGUAUAACAUUGCAGUUCCUGAGGGAUGUGUAGUAAACAUUAACUUUUGUACUCGCAUAUAAAAUGAUGGAGAAAAGCAGUACAAACUUCCUGUUUUGUUCAUCAGGUUUUAACGAAAUAUGCAUUUUAUAUCUAUGAUGUCAUUUGUAUUAUGUUCUUCUACUGUAUUAUGUUCUUCUACUGAUUCUCUAAAAUGUAUUUCAGCAACAUGGAAAAUGAAUAAAACCCAUGACAUUCAUAGAUAAAAUACAUGUAAGAAUUUAUUAACAUAUAAAACUAAAAACACGAUCUCUGUCAUUCCCAUCAUAUCUGUUACUAAAAUUAAAA